AUGGCAGAGUUACCGAAGUAUUCGCCAAAACAGCUGGCAGAGUAUCUGGACCGUAUCAAACUACCAGCGUCUCAACAUGCUAGAGAUCCACUGGAGUUCCUCACACAGCUCGUCCAAAAGCAACUGGUUUAUGUACCUUUUGAGACUUUGUCGCUUCAUUAUUCCACGCACAAGAAUGUAUCUCUUGAUGCUGAGGAUCUGCACCAAAAGAUCGUGCAUAAGCGUCGAGGAGGCUACUGCCUAGAAAAUAACUCAUUCUUUGGAACAGUUCUUCGGAGUCUUGGUUUUCACGUUUUCGGUGUCAUUUGCAGAAUUACCAUGGCUACUCGAGGUGUUUUUGAUGGAAGCUGGCGGGCAAUGAGCCACAUGGCAAAUAUCGUCACCAUCGAUAACAAGAGAUAUUUGGUAGAUGUUGGUUAUGGGGCUGAUGGGCCUUGCACACCGCUUCCGCUCGACUCAAGCACCAUCAAAGACGGUCUACCGAACCAACAACUCAAACUAGAGCAUAGAACGCUCCCACAACAUCUUGACUCUAAACAAAAAGUCUGGGUUUAUUCCCAAAAACGAGGCUCAGAAGAUUGGGUAGACAUCUACCAUUUCCCCGACGUCGAGUUCUUCCCCCUCGACUUUGACAUCCUCAACCACCACGCUAUGACCAAAAGUCUAUGGGCCAGCACCGUCGUAGCCCAGAGAUUUACUCUCAAUGAGGAUGGCCUCACGAUUUCGGGGACUCUGUUGUUAGUGAGGGAUGAGCUCAAGGCUGGGAACUCGUCACCGCAAAAGAUGAAGGUGGUUAAGAAGUUGGAGAAUGAGGAGCAGAGACUAGAUGCCUUGAAGGAGCAUUUUUCAAUUAGCUUGACAGAGGAAGAGCAGAGUGCGGUCCGGGGCAGUGCUGUUGAGCUGGGCCUUGCUUGA
Messenger RNA from Fusarium vanettenii 77-13-4, 915 nucleotides. RefSeq lists its product as uncharacterized. The coding region runs from base 1 to 915 and encodes 304 amino acids. Gene Ontology annotation, molecular function: acetyltransferase activity. Lineage: Eukaryota; Fungi; Ascomycota; Sordariomycetes; Hypocreales; Nectriaceae. The transcript has 2 exons. The record is from RefSeq and is a predicted model, not a curated record.